AAAUUACACUGCACUACACUAGUCGUUAUUAACCAUAGGAAAAAUUAAAGAACUGGUGCCGUGAAAUAAAAUCACAUAAACACUUACACACCCCUAAAGUCCUAGACUGAUUUGAGCCGAUGGGAUAGGGCACUGCUCCUACAGAAAGCAUUUUGACUGAUUUGAGCUGAUAGGGCACUUGUUCCUGUAGAAAGCAUUGAAAAUAUUUAUUUGGGUAGAUGGAAAGAUGAUAACUAUCACUUAUUACUAUCUAUCCCGGGCUGGCUAUUUCGGCAAUAACACCUCAGUAGAGAGCUCAAUCACACCGCAACAGCAACCACUAGAGAGCUAAAGGCUAUGUCUGAAUCCAAAGAUUCAACUAUUUCCGCCGUAACUAUUUCAUCCAUUUCUACCCGUGGUUCGAUUUACUCUCCUACUGCUACUCAGCCCAUCAGAGGUGAAAGAAGAUUGAUUUGUGGGGAAAAUUUUAAAAAUAUAGAUGAUGAUAUGACACAAGUUGCUGCACAACUCAAUCAUCUUCGAUCAAUGGGCCUUUUGUCUUUCCAGCAAAUAGUUGAUGCUAACCGUGCUCUUAAUGAAAAUCAGGAUCCAAUACAUUUGUCAACAAUGAAAUUAUGGAUAACAAUGAACUUGGAAGACCAAGUGAGAUUCGCUCAAAAUUGCUGCAGACGGUAGGUGCUGAGAAAGAUGAGGAUGAAAGAGGUCGGACAAAUUUAUUUGUGGUACUAUUUGAUGAUUUGUAAUAUUCAAACAACUUUAAGGCUUUUGGAUUGCUUUUUUUUAUGUAACCUUCGAACAAAUCGGUUCUUUUGGCCGUACUCCUUAUUAUGUAUGUGGAGUGAGUUAGGACCCAUUUCUUUCUAAAAUAUCUUUUCUAAGAAAAUAUAUUAUGUGAAAUAUUGGAAUAGAAAACAAAGGUAAAACAUAGUGAUAUUUAAGAUAUAUAGAAUAAGAUGAAAGAGACAUACAAAUAAAA
This is a messenger RNA of Vicia villosa (hairy vetch), 976 nucleotides long. RefSeq lists its product as uncharacterized. The record is from RefSeq and is a predicted model, not a curated record. Lineage: Eukaryota; Viridiplantae; Streptophyta; Magnoliopsida; Fabales; Fabaceae. The transcript is spliced from 4 exons. The coding region runs from base 337 to 675 and encodes 112 amino acids.